Candidula unifasciata is the source of this 666-nucleotide messenger RNA. NCBI's taxonomy places the organism in Eukaryota, Metazoa, Mollusca, Gastropoda, Stylommatophora, Geomitridae. The record is from the annotation of a GenBank genome assembly.
AUGCACACAGUAAUCAGAUGGCGACGCCCAUCAGAGAUUGAGUCCUCUCGAUCUUUCAGCGGAGCCAACCCCUGCAGCAACCUUCUAGGCAACUCCAUCUGUUACGUCAUAUCCGGCUGCCUGCUUCUGGUCGUCGGAGUCAUUAUCACGUCCUUAACUUUCCAGAAUCUGGACGGAACUAGCGCCGAGAACAAAGAAAGGUACGCAGGGCCAGUUCUGAUAGCUGCUGGAGCUCUGGUGAUGGCGCGAGGGGCGCUGAGUCGACUGUGGCCCCGACGUAGGACUAUGUCGGCCCGAAGGAGGUCGUUGCUGCGCCGAUACAUCAGGGAAAUUUACAAUAGACCAAUAUUUGCCUUGCAGAACAGCUCAUCAUUUAGCCUGUGUGACAUCCAGGUAUCGGACCUGUGCCACGUGACCUCGCGAACACGUCUCUACAGCGAUGACCCGCCUUCUUACGAGAUAGUGACGAGUGAUGAAUACCAUGUUCACGCCUAUACCAAUCCAGCCAGUGAUGGCGACGAUGAGGAGCAUACAGACACGACUGAUCCACCAGUACGAAUGGUGAUUAGUCCAAGUCCUGAACCAACCCCGCCCUCUGAAGAACCUUGUCCGCCCCCGACAUAUGAAGACUAUAUGAACUCAACUAUGAAAACAACGAGUUUAUGA